AUGGAAAAUAAAGAAGUUCUUGUUUACACUUUCAUCUCCAUCUUCAUCUCUCUUCAGUUCUUGUUUUGGAGAUUUAUUUGGCCGCGUUUAAAUGCGGCUAUGUCUUCUUUGUGGCGACAGACCAGCCACCGUGAUCCGCCAAGCCACACUCUCACUGCUGAAAGCUUUGAAUCAGAGUUCUUGUCGUAUAUGAAACGUAAAUCUAAGCUUGUCAAUAAGGCACUAGAGGAGGCUGUUCCACUCUGUGAGCCAGUGCUGAAGAUCCGCGAGGCCAUGAGGUACACGCUUCUCUCGGGCGGAAAACGCAUAAGGCCAAUGAUUUGUCUGGCUGCAUGCGAGCUCGUGGGUGGGAAAGAGUCAACCGCAAUGCCUGCCGCAUGUGCAAUUGAGAUGAUCCACGCGUCGUCCCUCAUCCAAGACGAUCUACCUUGUAUGGACGACGACAGCCUCCGCCGGGGAAAACCCACAAAUCACAAAGUCUUUGGCGAAAAUAUAGCAAUCUUGGCAGUUGAUGCGCUCAUAGCACUGGCCAUCAAGCACACCGUGGAAUCCACCUCUUCGGAGGUUCCUCCAGUGAGAGUUCUCCGUGCCGUUCUAGAGAUAGUGAAAGCCGUGGGAACGGAAGGGCUCGUUGCUGGUCAAGCGGCGGAUUUGGCUGGAGAAGGUAUGAGCUUCGACAACGAUGAAGCGGGACUAGAGCAUCUUGAAUUUAUACAUAUUCAUAAAACGGCGGCGUUGCUUGAAGCUGCAGUUGUUAUGGGAGCUAUAGUGGGAGGUGCGUCUGAUGAAGAAAUCGAAAGUCUUAGGAGUUACGCGAGAUGCGUUGGGUUGAUGUUUCAAGUGGUGGAUGAUGUGCUUGAUGUGACCAAGUCAUCGGAAGAGCUAGGGAAAACCGCGGGUAAAGAUUUGAUCUCGGGAAAGCUGACGUAUCCGAAGGUGAUGGGAGUGGAGAAGUCGAGAGAUUAUGCUGACAAGUUGAACAGAGAAGCGCGGGAACAUCUUAAAACGUUUGAUUCAGACAAGGCAGCUCCGUUGCUGUUUCUCGCUGAUUACGUUUUCAACAGACAAAACUGACGUAUGCUCUUGUUUUCCUAAUAAACCGAGUAAACCAUGUAAAAUUAUUCGAAUUAUAUUUGGUU
This is a messenger RNA of Capsella rubella, 1139 nucleotides long. Its product is annotated as geranylgeranyl pyrophosphate synthase 10, mitochondrial. The record is from RefSeq and is a predicted model, not a curated record. Lineage: Eukaryota; Viridiplantae; Streptophyta; Magnoliopsida; Brassicales; Brassicaceae. The transcript has a single exon. Gene Ontology annotation, molecular function: geranylgeranyl diphosphate synthase activity. The coding region runs from base 1 to 1074 and encodes 357 amino acids. Gene Ontology annotation, biological process: isoprenoid biosynthetic process.